CGCCUCGCCUGACACGGUCUCCCGCCGCCGCCAUUGACAGCGCGCUGCUGCCGCCGCCGCCGCCUCCGCCGCGAUGCCGAGCGGCAGCUCCGCGGCCCUGGCCCUGGCGGCGGCCCCGGCCCCCCUGCCGCAGCCUCAGCCGCCGCCCCCGCCUCCCCCCCCGCCGCUGCCGCCGCCGCCCCCCGGGGGUCCGGAGCCUGAGCGGGACGGGCUCCUGCUGCGGGAGCGCCUGGCCGCGCUAGGCCUCGACGACCCCCACCAGGCGGACACCACCGACCCGACGCUCCGGGCCGCGGUGGCGGCGGCUCAAGCUCAGGCCCGGAGGAUGGUGGGGCUGUCCCCGGAGGAGCGGGCUCACCCCGGCCGGCCCGGGGCCCCGGAGACGGCGGAGCUGGAGCUGGAGCUAGAGGAGGAGGAGGAGGAAGCAGAGGUGGACGGGGACCUGCUGGAGGAGGAGGAGCUGGAAGAGGAGGAGGACGACGAGGAGGAGGACCACGACCGGCAGCCGCUGCUGCUGCUCUCGCCGCCCGCCGCCGCCGCCGCCGCCACCUCCCAGAGCCACCCGAUUCCGGGCGGGUCCCUGGGCUCGGUGCUACUCCCUGCCCCGGGCUUCGACGCUCGGGAGGCGGCGGCGGCGGCGGCGGCGGCCGGGGUGCUGUACGGAGGGGACGAUCCCCAGGGCAUGAUGGCGGCGAUGCUGUCCCACGCCUACGGCCCCGGCGGCUGCGGGGGGGCGGCGGCGGCGGCGGCGGCGGCCGCGCUGAACGGGGAGCAGGCAGCUCUCCUCCGGAGAAAGAGCGUCAACACCACUGAGUGCGUCCCGGUGCCUAGCUCCGAGCACGUCGCCGAGAUCGUCGGUCGCCAGGGUUGUAAAAUUAAAGCACUAAGGGCCAAGACAAAUACAUAUAUCAAAACACCUGUUCGUGGUGAAGAACCUAUUUUUGUUGUCACUGGACGGAAAGAAGAUGUAGCCAUGGCCAAAAGGGAAAUUCUCUCAGCUGCUGAGCACUUCUCCAUGAUUCGAGCAUCUCGUAAUAAAAAUGGUCCUGCAUUGGGGGGGUUGCCAUGCACACCUAACUUGCCAGGUCAGACCACAGUCCAAGUCAGGGUACCUUACCGUGUUGUAGGACUGGUGGUUGGACCCAAAGGAGCAACAAUUAAAAGGAUUCAGCAGCAGACCCACACAUACAUAGUUACUCCAAGCAGAGAUAAGGAGCCUGUCUUUGAGGUGACAGGUAUGCCUGAAAAUGUAGACCGAGCACGUGAAGAAAUAGAAAUGCAUAUUGCCAUGCGUACUGGAAACUACAUUGAGCUAAAUGAAGAAAAUGAUUUCCAUUACAAUGGUACAGAUGUGAGCUUUGAAGGGGGCACCCUUAGCUCAGCAUGGCUUUCUUCAAAUCCAAUUCCUCCUAGCCGCACCAGAAUGAUAUCCAAUUAUCGAAAUGAUAGUUCCAGUUCUUUGGGAAGUGGUUCUACUGAUUCUUACUUUGGAAGCAAUAGGUUAGCCGACUUCAGUCCAACAAGCCCAUUCAGCACAGGAAACUUUUGGUUUGGAGAAACACUACCAUCUGUGGGCUCAGAAGAUCUUGCAGUUGAUUCUCCUGCCUUUGACUCUUUACCAACAUCCUCCCAAACUAUCUGGACUCCUUUUGAACCAGUUAACCCACUCUCUGGUUUUGGUGGUGACCCUUCUGGUAACAUGAAGACUCAGCGUAGAGGAAGUCAGCCAUCAACUCCUCGACUCUCUCCCACAUUUCCUGAAGGCAUAGAACAUCCACUUGCUCGGAGGGUUAGGAGUGACCCACCGAGUACAGGCAACCAUGUUGGCCUUCCAAUAUAUAUCCCUGCUUUUUCUAAUGGUACCAACAGUUACUCCUCUUCCAAUGGUGGUUCUACAUCUAGUUCACCUCCAGAAUCAAGACGAAAGCACGACUGUGUGAUUUGCUUUGAGAAUGAAGUUAUUGCUGCCCUAGUUCCAUGUGGCCACAACCUCUUCUGCAUGGAAUGUGCCAACAAGAUCUGUGAAAAGAGAACGCCAUCAUGUCCAGUUUGCCAGACAGCUGUUACUCAGGCAAUCCAAAUUCACUCUUAAAUAUAUAUAUAUAUAUAUAUAUACAUAAUAUUAUAUCUCUAUAUGGACUCUUAAAAGCAUGGGUAUAAUGGUACCCCCAGUAAACUUCCUAAUGAAUUCUUAUGACUGUUAUCAGGCUUUAUUGGGAUUAGGCUAAAGUUGUUAGUAAACUUGUAUUUUCUAAAAGGCUGCUAUGGUAACACUAAACCUAGGUGGUCUCUGUCUCCUAGUUUGGUUUUAAUUACUGUUCUAGUAAACAGAGACAUAGCUCAUGUAAGACUGAUUAAAAGUUGAGUUCAACUCGGCUUUCAUAACAUAGAGAUGAUAGGCUUUGUAGGCCUAUGAGAGAAGUUGUGACUUCCAAUAUUUGAAGGCAUUAAGUCCCGUAGCCUAACCAUAUUAAAAGUUUAUGGAGGGUACUUGGCAUUAUUGAUCUAUCAGACACUUCCAGUGCUGCCUUCUUUACACUGCCAGUUUUGAAAAACAGGUUUUUUAUUUUACAACAACUUAUGCCUAAUUCUGCAGGAUUGCAAGUAACUUUUUAAUGCAUAGUUUUGACUUAUUGGAAUGGAUAGGGCUGGUGGCAGUUAAAUAGAUCACUGUUAAUAAUUUGGGAAGAAAACUGCUGCAUUGACCUUCAUCUCGCCCAGAGUUCUUGUGGAUGGUGUGAUCAAAGGAUCAGGAAUGGAUUUGUCUCAAUUGUGAAUUCCUACCCAUUGUCUCUCUUAAUGUAAUGUGGAAAAAUCUGUUUGGAUUUUUCUCAUUUCACUAAGAGCUUUGGGGUGCACAUAUUUUGGCUAAUAGUGAGGAUGCUAACAUUCCAUUCAUUAGUCCGAUCAAGCUAUUAUUAAUUACUUUUAGAGAGUAUAUAGAUCUAAAUGUGAAACAUUUUUAUGUUUGAUCCAUAUUUGUCUUGCACAUUAUAAAUAUAUUUUAUUUUUAGUAAUCGAAAGGGGGGGUGGGUGGGAGGGAUA
Phascolarctos cinereus (koala) is the source of this 3045-nucleotide messenger RNA. It is a transcript of the gene MEX3C, whose product is annotated as mex-3 RNA binding family member C. Gene Ontology annotation, molecular function: RNA binding. The record is from RefSeq and is a predicted model, not a curated record. Lineage: Eukaryota; Metazoa; Chordata; Mammalia; Diprotodontia; Phascolarctidae.